Molecule: messenger RNA, 5519 nt
Organism: Oryzias melastigma (Indian medaka)
Lineage: Eukaryota; Metazoa; Chordata; Actinopteri; Beloniformes; Adrianichthyidae
Gene: gcgra
Product: glucagon receptor a
Exons: 16
Coding region: 1368-2942 (524 amino acids)
Biological process (GO): adenylate cyclase-activating G protein-coupled receptor signaling pathway; cell surface receptor signaling pathway
Cellular component (GO): plasma membrane
Molecular function (GO): glucagon receptor activity; gastric inhibitory peptide receptor activity; peptide hormone binding
Source: RefSeq, a predicted model, not a curated record
CACUUGCGGCUGUAAAAUGCUUCAGAGCGCUAUUGCUUUCAGCAAUCAGACGCAAUUUCUUCAGGAAUUGCAAAUCUAGUUCAGUUUGUUUUUCUCAGCCAUUCAGACGGGGAACCUGGAGCUGGAGCUGCCUCAGGCAAAGACAGAAAUGAAGUUAAUGUGUCCGGAUUCGAGACGAUUCAGCAGCAGUCAGUAAGGCUCUGAGCAUCCUCACAGAAACCAUUCACAGAGGACACACGCCGCAUCUCCUGACCCCCCUUCCCCCCCGCCCUCUCCCAACUGUCCUUCUACGUCACGCGGGUACAAGGGGCGCGAGCGGAGCGGCUCGCGCUCACUAAUACCAACUCCGCACGCGCGCGCAGAGCCAACCACAAAACUGAGUGUUUCCCUUUUUUCUUUUCUUUUUUUCUUUAAUUCCCUUUUAAUGGAGUUUUAUGUCAAACCGGGAGUUGUUGUUUUUAUUUGCGCGUGCUGACAUCUGAGGGCGCGUGCCGCUGAAGGAAGCUGUCAUUUCUGCUGAAAGUUGGAUUAUCGGGACGCGGUUUGAAUAAUCUGCUCAGAUGAUGAGCAGCGUUUACGGACACAUUCUGGAGAACUGUCAACGAAUGAGGUGCAUGGCGUGCUGGCGUUUGAGGAAAUUAGCCCUUAAAGGUUAAAGAGUGAGAAAGAGGAGAAACUGUCACAAAUGAAGUGACGUCUAGUAAAGAUGGAAACGUCAGGUGAAAAAAGGUUCGGUGAACGGUGAUGGCUCGCUCUUCUCUGUGAGAAAAGCACCACUGACCCUUCAGGCACCCGCUGUAAUGAGUCCGUCUGUGCUGCUGAUAAUGCUAAUUCCAUCCAGUGGUUAUUACUCUGCUGAUUUAGGAAGCAGAGCUCUUUAGUUUAAUAUAAUCAAAUGUGACUUCCAGGAGAGUCUUGUAAUAAAUUGGGGGAGUAUUUCAAUUGAGACUUCUGGUGUGUUUUUUUCGUCAACACGUUUAGCUUAAAGUUUUGGAAAAAAAAAAAAAAAAACAUAAACCACACACUGUCCAUCUGCCGUCACACAUUAAUGUCUUAUCUUUUGGGCAAAUGUCCACCCCCUCAGUAACCAAAACACAUCAACAUGACCCUCGUCCUCUUAGCUGCCGCCAGACUUUGAACAGAAUGGAAUUUGAAACGUUUUAGCCAAAAAUGUUUCCAUUGUCAAGGUGUUUUUUGCAGAAACGUUUCAGAUUUCGUUUGGUUCUCCGGCUUCGAACAAAUCUGUUAGGAAUGUGCGGCAAUCAGUGCACAGGCGGUGUGGUGAGUGUAGAUAAGACCCCUUAUGAGGUGAAAACCCCUUCCCAACCAGCAGCGUCCCUUUCCAGCAUCAACAGCAAGAACAAGGGAUGUUGUUGCUCUUCUUGACAGCUCUCACAGUGUCCUGCAGCAUCCAGAUGUCUUCUGCUGCUACCAUGGAUAAGCUCAAGGAAAGCUGGAGGCUCUACAUGGAAGAGUGCAAUCGGAACAACAGUCUAGAUCCACUCAGCACUGACCUCGUGUGCAAUAGAAUGUUUGACAAUUACGUCUGUUGGCCAGAUGGACUCCCCAACACUACUGUCAGCGUGCCGUGCCCUUGGUAUUUGCCGUGGUACCAUAAAGGUAAUAGAAUUCAGCAUGGCAUGGUGUAUCAGGAAUGUGAUGCCAACGGUAAGUGGGUAACCAUGGAGAACACCAGUGAGUGCGACCCACUUGAGUCAAUCCCGCUGUACUAUGGCCACAUUCGAAUUAUGUACACUGUAGGCUAUUCCUUAUCCCUGGUGGCGUUAGUGUUAGCUCUUGGUAUUCUCAUAUUUUUCAGGAAACUGCACUGCAUGAGGAACAACAUCCACAUGAACCUUUUCGCCUCCUUCAUUCUGCGAGCUCUGUCCGUACUCAUUAAAGAUGUGCUGUUUGAAGCCAACCACACAGCGCAGGACCUCAGCAGAGACCAGGCCCAGGGUUUUCCCAGCGCCUCUAUGCCUCCCAUGGAGCUGCUGGUCAGCAAUAUGACAUCAGUCAGCUGUCGAAUCGCCGUGGUGAUGAUGCAGUACAGCGUUAUGGCCAAUAGCUACUGGCUGCUAGUGGAAGGCAUCUAUCUUCACAACCUGCUGGUCAUCACUGUGUUUACAGAGAGAAACUACUUUAAAAUCUACCUGUGCAUCGGCUGGGGAACACCCUUAAUUUUCCUGGUUCCAUGGGUGAUCUUGAAAUAUCUAAAUGAAAAUGAAGAGUGCUGGGAACAAAACAUAAGUAUGAAUUACUGGUGGAUCAUUCGAGCCCCGAUACUACUUGCUGUCGUGAUCAACUUUCUCAUCUUUAUCCACAUCAUUAAAAUUCUUGUGUCGAAACUUCGAGCGCACCAAAUGAGAUACACGGACUAUAAAUUCAGAUUGGCUAAGUCAACUCUGACCCUGAUUCCACUGCUGGGGAUCCAUCAGGUGAUCUUCAUCUUUCUCACAGACGAGUCCACCACAGGAACCAUCAGCCUGCGUCUCACCAAGCUCUUCACUGACCUCUUCUUCUCCUCCUUUCAGGGUCUUCUGGUGGCCAUCUUGUACUGCUUCGUCAACAAAGAAGUCCAGUCUGAGAUCCUGAAGAAAUGGAAGCGUUGGAAGUUGGGGAGGAACAUUGAGGAGGAAUAUCGGCACACCUACAGCAAUACCCCCAACACAAAGUCAGGCAGCCUGCUGAACCACGUCUCCCGGCUCCCUCAGCUGCCGGACAUCACCAAAUCCUCUGCUCCAGUUUGCAGCCCUGAAGAAAGGUGCAUGCUGGUGCCUGGCUGCCACAACGGUUUGGUAAACUGCAAGGGGGGAGUCAAGUGUGUCUCCCACACACACGAAGGAACUGUCAGCAACUGCACCCUAGUGGAGGAUAUUAGCCUCACAGAAAAGGCGCAGAGUGACGAAAGCCAUCGAGAGAACGUGGAGAGCCUGCUUUAAAAGACAAGAGGGAAGGAGAACUACAUGAAAGACUUGGAUGGCUUUCCUUUCGUUUGAGCUGUCGUCCAGUUUUGGCUGAUGGAACAGUGCUGACUGAAUCAGCGGUCGGUGCCGCUGGUAGACAGAGCAGCGGCCGAACCCCAUAAAAGGACAACAACAUCAGACAUCUGCGCCCAGAUGCCCGAGUUGCCGUGAGUCUCGUGAACGGAUUGACGCUUGCCGUUACAGUAUGUAAAGCUGCUUCAUGUUGAACAAGCUCUCAACAGCAAUUUAAGCCAGAUAAGCCAUGUAAAGUGUUAUUAAAAAAAAAAAAAAAAAAGUAAAAACUUAAACGAUAAACAGGAAGAGAUACAGGGUUCUGGCUUUAGCCUUUAUUUUAAAGCGUGCUGUCUGAAAAGUAUUUUAUGGUACUGACACUUAAAAAUAUGACCAAAAGAAGAUUGUAUGAACAGAAAGGAAGCUUUUUUAUGUCUUGUUCUGGUUUCUGUAAAUAGUUUUCUUGACUUUAAUGAAGCUGUUGGCUGUACCUCAUACAGCUACGUGUCAUUAUUCAUGGGAAACAGGCAGCUGCUCACCUCAUGGUUUGAAUUAAGCCAAAAUGAUCUCUGCUUUAGCUUCUGCUUUGAGUACAAACCAUUUUUUCUAAGCUGUAAAUGUAUUUUGAGGUUUGUGUUGGGGUAAAAAUCCACAGCAGACAUCACCAGUGAAUCGUGCAGAUGUAACUCAACAUGAAAUUCGGGUCAUUUUUCUGUUAUAAUGGUGAUUUAUUGAGCUGUACCUUGAAACCAUUCGCCCGGUUUGCGUGCCAUAGACUGCCAUCACAUCAACAUCUCUUCAUGGACUAAAUGUAAAAAAAAAAUUGAACGCUUGCCUGAACUCAGAUGUACAAGACGCAGAAGGAAAUCUCUGUAGCCUAGCAGUAGAACAAAACUGAACACAAUAAGUGGUACAUUUACAGAUGGAGGAGCUGCCUGCAACAUGUUCAUCAAUCUUUGAGUUCCCCAACAGAUUUUCCAGAACCAACUGAACUUGAGUUUGUGUUUAUGGCUAUUUGCACAGUGUUAAUUUAUAACUGGUAAAAUUGUGUACAUAUGUGUGUUUAUACAGAUGAUUAUAUUUGAUUGCAGUAAAUAUAUUUCAUACAUGCUAGUAUGUGUGGGUGAAUGCGAAUGCACGCAGGGUAUGAACGCUUACGGUUGAAGCAUUCCACGUUGGUGUUGCAGCAGGAUGGAUUAGCAUUAGGAGUCAGAAAGCGAGGGCGUCACAUAAACCAGUGGAACUGACUCUAUACAAGACUUUGAGGUCAGAGGUCAUCAGAGAUCACCUCUGAUCCAGCACACGCAGUGUGGCACUGCCGGCCACGCAUCAUGACUACACCAGGAAAUUCUUCAAAGUUGUGGAGCCAGAUGCAUAAAAGUCUGUUUAGUUUCAUAGCUUACGUUGCAGAGAAUCUGAAGGCAUACAUGGUUCUGAUUUGUAAAUCUAAAUAGGCAUUGAAUUGAAUGCACCUGUUUGAGGAGAGACUCCCGCUCCUUUUGUUUGCUUCAUCCGCCUGCUUUGAAGUUUUUUCAUGGAAACCUCUGCAGAGGCAGAGAUAAAUAUGCAAAAGAACAAUAGCAGCACAAUAUUAAAAAAAAAGUGAAAAUGAGACACGUAUCUGUGCAUCAAAAAGGGAAAACAUGCAUUUUUCUGGGGUGCCUUGAGGCUUGAAUCACAAAAAGGAUUUGAACUUUCAAAAUAAGAAAAAGGAAGUACACAUCAACUCUUUAGACUUAAAAAGAUGUUUAAGAAAAAUCUUCUUAGCACAUGCUUUAAACAUUUUUGCAUGAAUAGGACACAUAUUUUUCCAUUUUUUAAAAUACUUGCAGUGUUUCAGUCACUGUAUAUGAAUUUGUGCACAAUCUAGAAACAUAGUAUAGUUGCAUUUGUAAGGUCUUCCAGUCCUGCAACAGCUUGUGUGUUCUACACUUGCAUGUGUAAGUGCAUACUACACUUACACAUGCAUCUGCAGCGUUAACAAAGGAAAUAUUCAGUUAUUUUUGCUUUAACAGUGUGCACACAUCCAUCCACUGUAACUUUAGAAAUACUUUUUCAUGCUAAAUGUUCCAUGAUUUCAGCUGUUUUCCUAUUUUUUAUGCAUCUGGCUCCUAACAAACUACAGAACAAAUUUGAAGUAAACAGUGACAUUUUUGCCAAGUUGAAUCCCAGCUCUGUGCUUUAACCAGUUUCUGCAUUAGAGUAGCUUUUUUCCGACAACAGUACUGCAGGUAAACAUAAAAAAUAGGAGUGCAGGGAGUGGAGGUGAAUUUAAAAAUGUUUAUUUUGAAAUCAUUUAUAAGCUGUGUCAUCAUAGCCUUGGUUACUCCCCUUUCUGGACCAAAACUGGUUCUAUCAGAAUGUAUUCAUUGAGAGGUGCACAUUUUCCUUUUGAUAUUCUCUUCAAGGUGGUUUUUGUACAGCUUUUUGGUGUGAAGAACACGUUGGUGAAAGUUGAUCAGGUGUAAAAAGUUCAUGAUAUCUUGUGUCCUCUUUGUGCAAAUGGAAAAAAAAAGAAUAAAUUUCAGUGUAUGUCAAUGA